UGCGCUCGCUCUGCGUCUCUCGGUCGCUCUGCUCACCGGAUGGAGCGGGCCCAAGCAGGGUCCGGAGGAGACCAACCCGGAGCCGAGUUCCCAAUGGAGCCCUUGGGGAGCCAGGUCGCCGCGCCGGAGCAGCCGCAGGUCCCCGCAGAGGAGCGACAGCUCGAGAGUCCCGAGAGCAGCCCGAGUCUGGCCCGCGCCGCAAAGGAGGCGGCGGGCGCGGACCAGGACCUCUCCGGCGGGAAGAAGCUGCCCCCGCCUCGCCCGGCGCUCCUGCGGCUCCCGCCUCCCAGCCUGGGCUACGGCGCCUUCCGCCGCCAGGUGUCCGCGGGCUCCGAGCCGCCGUCGCCCGGCCCCGCCUCAGCCGAGCAGCCCCGGGCCGGCGAGGCGCCGGGGGCCGAGCUGGUGCCGGGGGAGCCGCCGCAGGGCGCCUGGGCCCCGGUGGAGCUGCAGGUGGACGUGCGCGUGAAGUCCGUGGGCGUGGCGGGCGGCAGCCGCGCGCCCUCGCCGGCGCCGUCCCCGCGCUUCCUCACCGUGCCGGUGCCCGAGUCCCCGGCCUUCUCCCGCCACGCCUUCCCCGCGCACCCGCUGCUGCCGCGGACCCCCGCCCGGCCCGAGCGCGGCCUCGACGUCGAGGGCCGGGCGAGCCCCGCCGACGGGCGCUCGGAGCUGCCGGGCUCCCCCACGUGCCGCGGCCGCUGCCGGGAGCUGGGGCUGGAGAAGGAGGAGGCCGGCGCGCUGCUGCACCGCGCCGAGACGGGAGGCGACGAGAAGCUGCCCCGGGCCAUACAGCUCGUAGGGCUGCCUAUGUACAUGAAGUCCCUGCGCUGGGCGCUGGCGGUCAUGGCCCUGUUCCUGGCCAUGUCUGCAGUCGCCAUCGUGGCUCUGGCGUCUAGAGCAGGGACCAGGUGCCGGCCAUGUCCCCGGGGCUGGAUGUGGUCCGAGGAGAACUGCUACUACCUCUCUGCUGAAGCUCAGGCCUGGGAGGCCAGUCAGGCCUUCUGCACAGCUCACCAGGCUACCCUCCCGCUGCUGAGCCACACCCAGGACUUCCUGAGCGGAUACCCAGUCCCCAAGUACUCCUGGGUGGGAGCCCGGCGAGGCCCCCAGGGCUGGCACUGGAUCGACGGGGCCCCAUUGUCGCCCCAGCUACUCCCGGAGGAAGAGGAAGACCAGCCAGAUCUCAAGUGCGGGGGCCUGGAGGGAGGCAAGCUGGUGGCUUUGGACUGUGCCUCUCCAAGACCGUGGGUCUGCGCCAAGGGGACCAAGUGACUUGGCUUCCACCCAUCCUGAGACUCGGGGGCCUGCAGCCAUGCCAGGGGAAGCCAGGUUGCCGACUGGGGUAGCCUCUUCCCUGGACCCAGACUUCCAGG
Neogale vison (American mink) is the source of this 1370-nucleotide messenger RNA. It is a transcript of the gene KLRG2, whose product is annotated as killer cell lectin like receptor G2. The transcript is spliced from 5 exons. The record is from RefSeq and is a predicted model, not a curated record. Bases 40 to 1269 code for a protein of 409 amino acids. NCBI's taxonomy places the organism in Eukaryota, Metazoa, Chordata, Mammalia, Carnivora, Mustelidae.